AUGUCCGAUUCCUCGUUCUUGGACAGACCACUGCUCAAAGUCAGUCGGCCAGUCGCCGCAUGCUCAAGAUGUCGAACCGCCAAGAUCAGAUGCGACGGAAAGCUCCCCGCUUGUUCGGCGUGUGAGAGAGCAGGGAAAGCAGAUACCUGCUCGAGCAGCGACGAAUUCCCACGGGGGAAAGAACGAAGCUAUGUUGGUUCUCUGGAAGCCUACUGUGAACGCCUCGAGAAAAAGGCCGCCGAGCUUCGCCAGCGGAAACGGAUGCUCACCGGUAGUGAAGGAGGUGUCGUCCAUGAAAGCUCCAUAACGUCAGCUUCAUCAGCUCCUGCGACUCACGCACAUCGCCAAGAGGUGUCAAACAUAGAUGAUCUUGUUGGCGACUUUGGUUAUCUAUCUGUCAGUGCAACCUCGCGAGACUUUCAGGGGAUUACAUCCAACACCUCCUUUGCCAAUCUGCUUCUGUCAGUUUCACUCGGCGAACAGAUUCCAAGAUCGUCCCCACGGCCGCUACCGCCUCGAUCCGAGAUCACUCCGCUUAUACAACACUAUUUCGAUACUUUCUUCGUCUUGCUGCCCUUCUUCCACGAAACAAGCUUCUGGGCCUCGGUCGAUAGUGUUUACCAGAAUGGCGCUCACUUUGCGAAGCCGUUCGACAACUGGACCGUACGGAUGGUGUUGGCCAUUGCCUACGGUUCCAUGUCCAAUUCACAAAUGGACGUCAAUCAUCGCAAGGCUCUUUCUCUUAUCCAAGAAGCACUCCAGUAUGCCGAAGAUGUCCUUCGUCCUGGAGCCCUAGUUGGUAUUCAGGGAAUCCUCUUUCUAGCUCAGUAUUCUCUCGUCGACCCGGUUCAUUUUCGGACCUGGUAUCUCGUAGGCAUGGCAGCCAGGGUACUUGUUGAUUUGGGGCUUCACCAGGACCAUCAUGCAGAAGCUGUACCUUCUCCAGAACAGCAAGAUCUUCGACGCCGCGUUUUCCAUUGUGUUUACUCUCUGGACAGGGCUACGAGUACAUCUCUGGAUCGAACUCUUUCGUUCUCCGACGACUCCGUCAGCGUCGCUUUCCCGUCUCACUCCAGGGUCGACAAGAGCUAUAUCUUUUCUCGGAGCUCGGAGCCGGCCUGGAACAUGGUCAAAAUCAGACGUAUACUGUCAGCGGCUUAUCAACAAAAAUACUUUGCCCCUAUCGAAUCUUUCUCUCAAACCCCGGCGUCUACGUGGAAACUAUACUUACACGCAACUGAAUGGUUCAAUAAUGCACCCAAGGAUGCAUCGCAAGUCCUUGCUAUCAAGUACAAUUUGGAAUACCUCUACACCACAAUCCUCAUUUUAUCACCAUCGACCCGCCAUCUGCCACACUGCGAUUAUACCAAGUUACUUCUAUUCAAUCGCUGCAUAGAGUACGUCCAUCACCUUCACCAGAUACUGGAGAGCCAAAUCCGGCAUGUGAUGGUUUCUCUCGAGAUUCAACGCGUCUACCAAGUCGGUCAACGCUUAAUCAACAUUGUCAACCAAAGCCCUGACCUUCUUGUGAGCCUCGUCCCACCUGCACCCCAGGUUCCUGACGACUGCCCUAAGCCGCCAUCUUUGGAGCUAGAAGACUGUCUGCAAUGCCAUGAGCGUGUCCUUGAAUGUCUGAACCAAGCGGGCAAUCUUCUCCAAUACGGGGCUCGACGGUGGAAUCACCAUAGUCUGGCGCAGGAGUUUCAGAAGCUGUCAUCGCCUGUCCGCAGGAAAUUGUUGCCUCCGGCUGUCACCUACGCUCCGGGUCUGGCAAGUUAUAUGCCUGAAGGGCCUGCGAUCUAUCCGCCGGCAGGAUUUCAGUAUGCUGGCUUCAAUCUCGAGCACUCAAGUCCCGACAACUAUAAUUAUAAUAUUAAUGGCUGA
This is a messenger RNA of Aspergillus mulundensis, 1884 nucleotides long. RefSeq lists its product as uncharacterized. Gene Ontology annotation, biological process: positive regulation of transcription by RNA polymerase II; DNA-templated transcription. Gene Ontology annotation, molecular function: zinc ion binding; DNA-binding transcription factor activity, RNA polymerase II-specific; sequence-specific DNA binding. Lineage: Eukaryota; Fungi; Ascomycota; Eurotiomycetes; Eurotiales; Aspergillaceae. Bases 1 to 1884 code for a protein of 627 amino acids. The transcript has 3 exons. The record is from RefSeq and is a predicted model, not a curated record.